Molecule: messenger RNA, 1121 nt
Organism: Thermothielavioides terrestris NRRL 8126
Lineage: Eukaryota; Fungi; Ascomycota; Sordariomycetes; Sordariales; Chaetomiaceae
Exons: 4
Coding region: 36-458 (140 amino acids)
Biological process (GO): fungal-type cell wall organization
Cellular component (GO): fungal-type cell wall
Molecular function (GO): structural constituent of cell wall
Source: RefSeq, a predicted model, not a curated record
UACAUAAUUUUAAUUCCCCGGACAAAUCCGCCAAAAUGAAGUUCACCGCUGCCGUCCUCGCCCUCGCCGCCGGCGCCAUGGCCCACCGGAACCAGACCGUGGUCUACACCACCGAGGUCGUCACCGCCUUCACCACAUUCUGCCCCGCGGCCACCUCGUUCACCUACGGCAGCCAGACCUACACCGUCACCGAGGCCACCACCCUGACCAUCACCGACUGCCCGAACGGCUGCACCAUCAAGCGCCCCGUGACCACCAUCUCCUCGGUCAUCUGCAACAACUGCGCCCCGGUGUACUCCAACAGCUCGUCCUCCGCCGCCGCCGUGCCGCCCGCCACCACCACCCCGGCCGGCACCGGCUCGCUGCCCACCCCGUCCACCGCCGGCGCCCCCCGCGCCCUCGCGCUCUCGGGCGCCGGCCUGGCCGGCCUGCUUGGUAUCGCUGCGUUCGUUCUCUAAGUCAACUAGUUUGAGUUGGUUGGCUUGGGUGAACACUCGCGGCUUGUGGGGAUGUUGGUCGUUGAGAGGGAUGCGGUUCGUAAUUUUUAAUUGCGGAUUGUCAUCGGGAAUGGCUGAGGGGAACAGGGGGGAGAUGGAGGGGAAGGACGGAGAAGAGGGAGUGAGUGGUUGUGGAGGAGAGUUGGUCGGCGGGGAUCUCGCUCCUGGGGUCGCGGACGAGGUUUCUGUAAUUUUUUUUCCGGGGCGUGCCUCGGGGGUUGUGUUCGUUCUGCGUUCCUUCGAGGCGCGCUCCUUUCUCUCUCCCUGGAUUGUGUUCCUUGGACAAAUACCGACACUUUUCAGGCUCAGCUUUUGAGGAUGCAUUUACGUCUACGUCGUGAAUCUUAAUUUCCUUUGUGAGAGAUGCUGGUGGCUCCAUACUUCAGGUGCUGGGCGUUCCGAGAGACUUGCACAUUCCACGGAAUGGAGCUGUUUCGGGAGCAGCCGUUUCCUAGUUCUGGAAGAUGGAAAUCGCGUCACAACCGCGAGCCGCCUACUGCCCCAAACUGUCUCAUAGCCCACUAUCCUUGCUUGCGCUUUUCUCGCUUGACCGAUCUUACUUGAGCAGGACUGUGUAGGUAGUCAAACAGCUUCGCCGCUGCAACGCUUCGGGUUCGCUCUUAC